CUCUCUGUCUCAAUUCAUUCCGAUCGUGCCUGAUCGUCCUUUGCGUACCACGAUCCUAUCGCACAUCACGAUGGCGGCAGAAGCGCUCCUCGUUUUGGCCGCGGUGUUCAUGUCGAUUACCGUGCUUUUUGUGGCCAUGCGUCUCUUCACACGCCUAGUCUUCAUGAAGAACAUGGGGCCUGACGACUACCUGAUAUGCGUUGCAGUAAUCUUUGCAAUUGUUUGCUCGUCAACUCCUAUAGCAGCGAUCAAGUAUGGCCUGGGAAGCCCUAUUAAAGAUCAGACGCCAGGAGAAGUCGCACCAUAUCAGAAGCUCACCCUCACAUCUUCGGUGUCAUACAGCUUCUCUGCCUUGUUCAUCAAACUUUCGCUCUUGACCUUCUACACCCGACUAUCACCAGAACGGAGCUUUCUCAUUAUGGUGUACGUGGCCAUGUUUAUCGUAACGGGUUUUGGUAUCGGCAGUAUCGUAGCCGUACUCGUACAGUGCAUACCACUCUCUAUGCUCUGGAACCCGAACCAAGAGGGCCAUUGUUUCCACAUAAUCAACUUCUACUACGCCAACGCGGCUUUGAACAUCAUCACCGAUGUUGGCAUCCUCCUCCUACCGAUGAAGCUUCUCUGGGGCUUGCACAUGCCUAUCAGGCAGCGCAUCAGUUUGUGCGGGCUAUUUGGACUUGGUAGUCUGGUCUGCGUCGCCAGCGUCGUCCGUCUCGCGACCUUAAAAAGCAUAAUCCAUUCCACCGACGCCACUAGGGACCUCGUCAGUCCUCUCACCUGGUCUAUCGUCGAACUCCACACGGCCAUCUUCAUCGCCUGUGCGCCCGCCUUCAAAGCCUUCCUGCGCCGCUACGUGCCCACUCUCCUCGGCUCCUCCUACAAUGUGUCAGGCCCCACAAAGUACGGCUCCAAAUCGCGUCAAACGAAGCAGAAUUCUGUGCCGCUGGGCAGUAUCAGCCACAACAAGAGCGGGACGGGGACUGGAUUGGGGUCGAAGUGGGCGAACAACGGGACCACGAGUGUGCGCGCAACCGGCCCCGAGGAUAACGAGAGCCAGGAGCAUAUCUAUCAGAGCUACCACGGGAUUCUGCAAGAGGUGACGGUCACGGUGGCGAGUGAGCGGCGGAGUCAGGAUGAGGCGAGUAGUCGGCGGUCGAUUGACAAAGCUGACUUCUAGGUCAGAAAAGGGGGAGAGAGGGCGUGAUGUGUGCAUGAUUGAUAUCUAUGGCGGCUUGUAUUUGCAGAACUUUUGGGCGUUCGAGCUUUUUUCGGG
Molecule: messenger RNA, 1273 nt
Organism: Mytilinidion resinicola
Lineage: Eukaryota; Fungi; Ascomycota; Dothideomycetes; Mytilinidiales; Mytilinidiaceae
Exons: 5
Coding region: 71-1177 (368 amino acids)
Source: RefSeq, a predicted model, not a curated record